Durio zibethinus is the source of this 636-nucleotide messenger RNA. Its product is annotated as non-specific lipid transfer protein GPI-anchored 16-like. NCBI's taxonomy places the organism in Eukaryota, Viridiplantae, Streptophyta, Magnoliopsida, Malvales, Malvaceae. Gene Ontology annotation, biological process: lipid transport. The record is from RefSeq and is a predicted model, not a curated record. Gene Ontology annotation, molecular function: lipid binding.
AUGGAAGGUUACAAGGUCUUCCAACUCGUUGCAAUAUUAUCUACUAUUUCAGUCAUUCAAGUUAAAGGACAAACUUCUACAGCCUGCACAGCCUCGAUGAUCUCCAGCUUCGCCCCUUGCCUAAGUUUUAUCACUGGAAGCACUAGCAAUGGCUCAUCGCCAACUCAAGGCUGUUGCAGUUCAUUUAAGUCACUCAUGAGCAGUAGCACGGAUUGUGCUUGUCUUAUAAUUAAUGCAAAUGUACCUCUUCAACUGCCCAUAAACAGAACCCUGGCACUUGGUCUCCCCCAAGCUUGUAACAUGGGUGGCGUUCCAAUGCAGUGCAAAGCUUCUGGCACUCCUCUACCAGCUCCAGGCCCUGUCCCCUUUCUACUUCCGCCAACCCUUCCACCUACCGCCGCGUCUCCUUUAAGUCCUGGAGCUUCCAAAGCUUCAACAGAAGGUCCAGCACCAGAAUCUGAUGCUCCACUGGACUUGAUACCUGCAUCACCGCCAGAAGAACCAAAAGCUCCCUCAGCCAAUGUAAAUCCUGGGAUUAGACCAGUAUUACAGCCAUCGGCCUCUAGUCCAUCUUGCAUUUCACCUCCCCCGAUACUCGUAAUAUUGAUCGGAAUGACAAUUAUCAGGUUCUUUUAA